Dendronephthya gigantea is the source of this 1808-nucleotide messenger RNA. Its product is annotated as polyamine oxidase 7-like. Lineage: Eukaryota; Metazoa; Cnidaria; Anthozoa; Malacalcyonacea; Nephtheidae. Gene Ontology annotation, molecular function: oxidoreductase activity. The record is from RefSeq and is a predicted model, not a curated record. The transcript is spliced from 3 exons. The coding region runs from base 223 to 1737 and encodes 504 amino acids.
UGUUUUGUUCAUGACACACUAAAAUGCGAAAAAAAAGUUUGAAUUCGCUUAGAACAGAACAAUAUAAUUGCUGUGAUCGUAUUUCAACACCCGGUAGAAUACAGGCGUAACAAGUUCCUUGGUUAAAUAUGUCAAAAAAUUAAUAUUUAAUUUGCGACGGAAUCUGGCAAAUAAAAGGCGUAUCUAAGUUCGAUUGUUAUUUCAUCAUCUCAUGAACUAAAUAUGGGCGUUUUUUCGUAUGUUCGGUGCAAUUUCUUGCUGGUAUUUUACGGCAUUUUGUUAACGUGUCCUACAGUUUGCUUCGCUGUUACUGAGGUCGAUGUGCUCAUCUUAGGAGCUGGUAUCUCAGGAAUCACCGCGGGAAGUUACCUCCAAAGCAACGGACAAUCGAAUUUUCUCAUCCUCGAAGCACAAGAUUACAUCGGUGGUCGCGUGAAGCAGGUUAAAAUCGGCGGUUUGACGGUGGGUGAAGGUGCAAACUGGGUACAUUACGUCGAAGAUGGAGAUGAAAAUCCAAUUCUGGUAAUCGCAAAUAAAAUUAAUCUCAUGAGAUAUUCGAUGAACAUCAGCGAUUUCACUCUGAGGAAUUCUAUCCACCAGAAUGAUGAUCUUGGCAAGGCUUAUAAAACCGUCGAAGAAUUGGGAAUGAAACUCACUGAGCAAAACGAGAACAAUGCGCAAUUGAGUGGGGACGAGCCAUUGAGUUCAGUUUUUGCCCAACACGGCUGGAUCCCAGAUACAGCUUUGAAACGAACAGCCGAAUGGUGGUACCUUGAUUUUGAAUAUUCUGUGAAACCUGCACUGGCCUCUUUCCGACAAUUUUCAGGCAUUCCCUUGGAAAAUGAGUAUAUCACGGACAAUCGUGGAUUCAAAGGUAUCAUUGACUAUUUAUCCCAAAACAUCACGGGUAAAUUUAAAACAGAAAAGGUCGUAACGCAUAUAAAGUUAAACACUUCGAACGGAAUCGAAGUUCGGACAAGAGAUGGUGAAACGUUCAAGGCAAAAUAUGCUCUUUGUACUUUCAGUACGGGUGUCUUAGCUUCGGAUUUGGUAACAUUUGAACCAGAAUUACCGAAAUGGAAGAAAGUUGCUAUAAGUAGAUUGCCUCUUGCCUAUUACACCAAUAUUUACGUGAAGUUUCCGAGCGCGUUUUGGGAUGAUACCGAGUUUAUUUUGAAUGCUGGUUCCUUGACUGAAACAUUUCCUCUCGUGUAUAACCUUAACAUAAAAGAUUUUCACCGUGGUUCAAAUGUGUUGUUAUUCAGUGCAACUGGUGAGAAUUCUCUUCGCAUUGAAGCACAGAGCAAAAAUGCGACAAAAGCUGAGGUCAUGAAAUCUUUGAGAGAAAUGUAUCCCAACGUCAAUAUUCCAGAACCUUUAGAGAUGACCGUGGGUAGUUUCAGUCAAAAUCCGUACAUCCGCGGUUCCUUCAGCAAUGCUGCGGUUGGUGUUACCUCAGCCGACUUUAAUAAUUUACAAGGACGCCUGGGUAACCUUUUCUUCUCGGGGGAAGCGACGAGCGAGAAUUAUUGGGGAUACAGCCAGGCUGGGUACUCCGGUAGUUUAAAGCAAGCUAAGGUGAUCCACAGCUGUCUCAAUGGUGGAGAAUGCCCAGCCUAUGAGCCCGAGAUCGCUAGUAUUUGUAAAAAUAAGAACAUUGUUCCUAGUUCUGCGAGUAUCGGCCUGUAUUCACCUGCUUUUUUCAUCUUGAUUAUUCUGUUUAUGUUAUUUAACUAACUUGAUUCGUCAAACACUUAUUGCCACGAAUAUCUACGUUCAUUAUAUGAUUGCAAACAAUUCGCUAGAAU